CACACCACAACAUUCCCCACUGGUUUUAUGAGACUAAAUCAAAUCAUUGUUUAUUUAAGUUUCAUGUUAUCUAAGUUGACCAUGUCAUAAUCAUAUUUUUCAAGGACCAGCAGUCUAAUCUUUAAAAGCAGGCUUCCUGUCUUUUUCUGGCCUCAGGAAUUUCCAAGUACAGCUGGGUGCAGUGUGCAUGUCUGAAAGGAAAACAAAACAGAAAGUAAAAAUCUAGGGUACUGUUCAUCGUUGGUUGUCCUCGGCUGUAUCUUCUGUUGGAGCGGGCUUCUUGAUUUGGAAGUGAUGAAUCCAGUGUUGUUUUCCAGUGACUUUUACAGCAGUAGAAGUGGUCAGGAUGGCUGGAAAGCGUCUGUGCCCGCGAGGUUCCAAGGUAAAUGGAUAAUGGCUCGGCUGGAAUAGAGAUCUGUCCCAUGGUCCCAAUCUAGGUCUUCACAGCGAGAGACAUUCGGAGCCCUCAUUCUCUGAAGUGGACAACCUCGCCUCCUGCCACACACCUGUCAGGACUCCGGAGACCCCAACCCGCCCAGGCACACCAUGGCGGACAAGAAGGGUCAGGACAUAGAAGCAUGGAGGCAGGUAUUCCAGAUGUUAAUUCAGGAGGUGAAACCAUGGCACAAAUGGACCCUCACAGCAGACAAGGGCCUUCUUCCCAACGUCCUGCAGCCGGGCUGGAAGCAAUACCAGCUGUGGACUUUCGCCAGGUUCCAGUGUUCUUCCUGCUCUCGCAGUUGGGCCUCUGCCCAUGUCCAGGUCCUUUUCCACAUGCACUGGAGUGAGAAGAAGCACAGGGGCCAGGUGAAGAUGAGGGUCUUUGCCCAGAGAUGUAAGAAGUGCCCCCAGCCUCCAUUUGAGGUCCCUGAGUUCACACAGGAGAACAUCUCAAGGGUCCUGAAUAACCUGGUGAUCCGGAUUCUGAAGAAAUGCUACAGAGAAGGAUUCAAGAUUGCAGAGGAGAUUCCUGCGAUCAAGGAUAUCUCUCUUCAAGGGCCACAUGACAGUCAAAACUGUGAGGCAUGUCUGCAGGGAGCCUGUGCUCAGAGUGGGUUGGGCCUGGCCAAGGAGUCACCAGUGCCCACACCCUCCAAGGAUGCUGGGGAACCCAGGCUAACUGCUGCUUGUACCAAUCUCCCCUGCUCACAAUCAGCCUCUAGAGUGGACAAGAUCCUUACAUCAGCAGUAAGCCUCAAAGUCUCUAACCCUCCCAAGGCUGACCCCAAGGUCAGACACAGCUCAGAACCACCAACUGCUCCAAGAAUUCUAAACCCACAGGUGCCACCCAUGUCAACAGUGAGCCCCCAAAUCUCUAACCCUCCCAAGGCUGACCCCAAGGUCAGACACAGCUCAGAACCACCAACUGCUCCAAGAUGUCUAACCCCACAGGUGUCACCCAGGUCCACAGUGAAUCCCAAAGUCCCUGACUCUCCCAAGGCUGACCCCAAGGUCAGACCCAGCUCAAAACCAACAACUGCUCCAAGAUUUCCAACCCAGCAGGUGCCACCCAGAAGCUCACCUCCCCCUGUGCGGGCCACUCGAAUGCCUUCUCCCACAAAGAACAACACAGCAACAGAUGCAGCAGCCAGGGUCACCAGACCAAAGGCAGGAAAUCCAUUGCCCUCCUCCUCCUUGCUGGCUUUGCCCAUCAGCCCUACAAACUUCCCCACUUCUUGGAGCCCAGAAGCAAACACCACUUGCCAGAUGGAGAGUCGAAUCCAGAUCUACCCCGAAAGUGGGCAUUUCUAUUCCAGCCCAUCCCGGAAUUGCGUACCAGGGCGCUUAAGCACUUCCUGCUGUUGUCUCCUUCUAAUCAUUGUUGUCGUGGUCACAAUGAUUAUGGUAAAAAAUACUUUCUGAGCCUCAAAAACCUGACACUAAGUGAAACAAGAAAUUAAAAUCUGGACAUGAAAUGUCACAUGUUAGUAUGAUCCCUGUGAUAUGAAAUGUCCAAAAAAUCCACAGAUAGGAAGUAGAUGGGUGUCUACUGGGGCCUGCAGGAAGGAGGAAACGAGAAGCGAGUUCUUAAUCCUUAUGGGGGCUUUGUUUGAGAUGGGGUGAUGAAUCUGUUUGGGAAUGAGAUGGAGCUGGGGGUUGCACCACAGUACCAAUAAACUAAAAGCCACUGAAUUGGUCAUUUCAAAAAGUUUAAUUUUGUGAUGUGACUCUCACCUUGAUAUUUUAAAAAGCACUAUAGCUUUUUUCAUUCUUGAGAGAACUGAAUCUGAAGUGGUUAGAACUCAGAAAUUUGGAGAUCUUAUGAAACCUGUGAGCCUUUUUACCAGUAAAUUUUGCACAAAUCCUCUGAUAUCAGUCUGUGGAGGCAUUUGCAGUAAAGGUUUUAGGCUGAAAACCCAGGUACUCAAAACACAGUGGGUGGGGCUGGGGUUGUGGCUCUGUGGUAGAGCACUUGCUGGGCAUGUAUGAGGCCCUGGGUUCUCAGCAUCACAUAUAAAUAAAUAAACAGAG
Ictidomys tridecemlineatus (thirteen-lined ground squirrel) is the source of this 2472-nucleotide messenger RNA. It is a transcript of the gene Rtp3, whose product is annotated as receptor transporter protein 3. Gene Ontology annotation, molecular function: olfactory receptor binding. Gene Ontology annotation, biological process: protein insertion into membrane; detection of chemical stimulus involved in sensory perception of bitter taste; protein targeting to membrane. Gene Ontology annotation, cellular component: cytoplasm. The record is from RefSeq and is a predicted model, not a curated record. Lineage: Eukaryota; Metazoa; Chordata; Mammalia; Rodentia; Sciuridae.